This is a messenger RNA of Ahaetulla prasina, 5340 nucleotides long. It is a transcript of the gene RNF207, whose product is annotated as ring finger protein 207. Lineage: Eukaryota; Metazoa; Chordata; Lepidosauria; Squamata; Colubridae. Gene Ontology annotation, molecular function: zinc ion binding; Hsp70 protein binding; transmembrane transporter binding. Bases 3326 to 5290 code for a protein of 654 amino acids. The transcript has 19 exons. Gene Ontology annotation, biological process: regulation of heart looping; regulation of cardiac muscle contraction. Gene Ontology annotation, cellular component: perinuclear region of cytoplasm. The record is from RefSeq and is a predicted model, not a curated record.
AAUCUUCACCUUACUCACUUUGGGACUUAUUUAUAAUCUCCUCUCUUCUCCUCCCGCCCCCGAAAACAAUUUGUACGUGCCAGGAGUAUGGAAGACGGUUUGGUACGUCCCUGCAGGAGUUCCCGUUCUGAGUUCCCGUUCGGCCUUAAGACUCCUCUAUAUUUUUGACACUUUUAACUGCGCUCAAUUUUUUUCUUUUAAACCAAAAACUUAUCAGUCAGUUCUUGCGGUUAACUGAAUUCCGCAUGGAAAUCUGGUGUUUUGUUCCAUUUAGACUCUGAGAUUGGAAUCUGGGAGAAAAUAAUUUGACAUCCAGGCACUUUUGACCUUCCCUGCCUGGGGCCAGAAAUCUCUGCCUCCCUCCCUCCUUUCUCUCUCUCUCUGUUUCACUUUUCUCCCUCUUUCUCUUUCUUUCUCUUUGUCUCACUUUCUGUCAUUCUUUUUGUCUUAUUCCUCUUUCUCUCACUUUUUCUUUCUCUUUCUUCCUCUCCUGUUCUUUCACUCUCUUUUUUCUCCCUGUCUCUUUCUCUUUUUCUCUUUUUUCUGUCUCUUUCUCUCUCUCUCUCUCUCUCCCAACCUCAAAACCUCCUUUGUGGUUACUACACAAGAGGGCUACAGGCCAGUAAACCCCCCUGGGUGCUGCAUUACAAGAAAUCCUUGACUUGCAACCGUUCCAUUAGUGACCAAAGUGACUGAGAAAAGUGACUCGCAACUAGUCCUCGCAUAUAUGACCAUUGCCAAACACCCCACAGUCACGUGAUCAAAUCACAGGCCCUUGUCAACCAGCGAUCUUCCCAAACGGCUUCCGACAAGCAAAGCCGGAUUUGCUUAACGACCGUGUGGUUCACUUAACAGCUGCGCUUAAGAACCAUGGCAAAAAGGCCAUAAAAUCGCGUGGGACCCCCUUAACGGCAGCUUUGCUUAGUAAUUGAAAUUCUGAUCACCAGCUGUGGUCGUAAUUUGAGGAUUGCCCUGUCUUGUUCUCCCUGGUUUGUAACUUGCACAACAAUUGGCACAUGUGCGUGCCAAAAAGACUGAACAGCACUUUAAUUCUGUAUAUAUAUAUAUAUAUAUAAGUACAUUUUUGAUACCCAAUAAAAAUGUCUAAAUUGAUUAAAAAAAACCUUGUCAAUUGUUUACUGCUUUAAAUCUGAUUUUUCAGCCAGUGGGAAGACGGAGGUGUUGCUGAGAACAUGAUGCUUAAAAAUAUUGGUUCCCAUUCAUUUUUUUGGAUAUCUAAAAAUGAGUUUUGAAUGAGGGUUUUAAAACUCUUCUGAACGCGUCUUUUGUAUGUCAUUUAUUCCCGUUGCACAAAAAGCUUUGAUGAUCCACCCACAAUUAUUCUUUAGCAACAAAAAAAAAAACUUUGAAAAGUUGAGAAGAGGAGAGAAAUCAGCUGGAAGUUAGCCAGAUUUCAUGUUUUUAAUAGGGGUUUUUUGGGGGUGGGUGGGGAAAUUGUUCAGCAUAAAUGAAAGACAGAAGGAAUUUUGCUGUGCGUUGGUUUUUUGCUUUGCUUCCUUUAAGCCACUAAAUCAGAGUUCAACUGAAUUAACCUAGAGAUUAAUCUUGGGGGGGGGGGCAGAGAGACAAGAAAAUGUUUAUUGAAAAUUUAAGGCACGGAUAAAUUUGAGGCAUACGUUUUUUAAAAAGAGGGGAAGCGGAAGCGAGGGGAUGGAAAGAGAGAAAGAGGAAGACAGAGAGAAAGAACGAGAGAGGAGAGAGAGAAUGAGAAAAAGAGAAAGACAGACAGAAAGAAAGAAAAAGAUGGAUGAAAAGAGAAAGAGACAGUAAAAAGAGAAUUUGGAAAAACAGCCAUUCAUUUAGCAAAAAACCCCAACGUAUCUCCCUCUCCAUCGCUUCCCUGCUGUCAGGACUUCUGUCAGCCAUUUAUCAAGCAUGUGUCGGGCAGUUCCGCAGGCGCUUUGUGAAUUUUCGGACGCCGCCUUCCUUGUGCAUACCGUGUGCCGUCACCUCUUUCUAGAAACAGGCUGUAAUUGCUUUUUGAUGGCUCACUUGGGAGGUUUCAAAAGCAGACAGGUAAUUAAUUGCCUCAGGUGAAGAACCGCACCCCCCCCCCCCGUCUUUCUCUUUCUCACAUUCCAUUUCUCUGUUUUCUGUCUCUUUUUCUUUCUUUUAUGCCUCUCUCGUUCUGUCUUUCUUUUUCUUUUUCUCUCUUUCUCUCUCUUUCCUUUUUUGUCUCCUUUUAUCUUUCUUUUUCUUUCUCUUUCUGUCUCUUUCUGUCUCUGCUUCUUUCUAUCUUUAUUUUUCUCUUUCUUUCUCUGUUUUUCUCUUUCUCUCCACCUCUCUCUCUUUUUAUCUUUCUUUUUCUUUCUUUUUCUUUCUGUCUUUCUCUGCCUUUCUUUUUCUCACUCUUUCUUUCUCUGUUUUUCUUUUUCUCCUUCUGUCUCUCUUUCUCUGACUUUCUCUUUCUUUCUGUCUUUCUCUUUUUCUCUUUCCAUCUCUUUUCUCUCUCUCUCUCUCUCUCUCUUUCUUUCUCUUUCUGUUUCUUUCUCUCUCUCUCUCUUUCCCUGUUUUUCUUUUUCUCUUUCCAUCUCUCUUUCUCUUUUUCUCUUUCUCUUUUGUUCUCUUUUUCCUUCUGUCUCUCUCUUUCUCUGCCUCUCUCUUUCUGUCUUUCUGUCUUUCUCUCUCUCUCUCUCUCUGUGUUGAAUAGCACACCUGGGCUGCUCUCAGAAGUUCUUAAGGAAAUACAGACAAUCCUCGACAUACAACAGCUCACUUAGUGACCAUUCAAAAUGACAACGGCUCUGAAACAAGAGACUAAGAACUGCUUUUCACAUUUACAAUCGUUGCUGCAUCCUAGUGGUCACACGAUUAAAACCGUGGCCGUAAAUCAAGGACUACCUUGAUAUUAAAUACACAUAAAUGUGUAUUAUGUGUAUUAAAUACACAUAAAACAAAUUGGAGCGUCACUUCCACCCUGAGAGCCCGUUCGGAUCUUUGGCACCUGAGGCUCAAAUCUGAUUUUUUUGGGGGGGGGGAUUUUUCCAUCGUCUCGAACUCACAGCCUGCAAAAGUUUCAUGGGUGAAUUUUUGGGGCUGACCCAGCUCAUUUUAAAUGCUGUUUAGACAACCUGGUGAACCCAAAGCCAGGGGAAGUUUCAAGCGUCCAAUUAGGAGCUGCAAAUCCGGUUCCUCUUAACUGGGACACCGAGGGAUGACUGCAGCCAAAUGACAGAGCUGGGCUGGCCAGCUAAAAGCCGCAGAGCUUUUGAACAGAAGUGAGGAGGGGGAAAAAUCCCCUGGAUCCAAGGACGAAAAAGGGGGCGAGGAUUCACAGAAAAAGAGGUAGAAGCGGAAAAGAAAAAUGUCGGGUGGGAUCUUCACCCCCUUGGAGAACCUGUGUGAACUCGACAACGCCAACUGCCACCCGCUGGUGUGCUUCCUGUGCCACGAGCAGUACCAGCACCCCUGCCUCCUGGAUUGUUACCACAACUUCUGUGCCAGCUGCCUGCGGGGACGAGCCAUCGACAGCCGUCUGGCAUGUCCCCUGUGCGGCUACCAGUCCGUCGUGAAAGGGAACGGGCUCCCUCCCGAAGACCAGCUGCUCAAAUUUCUAGUGGACAGCUCUGGAGACUACGAAGAAGGCGUCCUGUGUGCGAAUUGUGACCUGCAAAGCACAAAGCAGGAGCUAGACGCCAUGUACUUCUGCAAUACUUGCAGCCAGCCGCUGUGUGCCAAGUGCCGCGACGAGACCCACAAGGCCAGGAUGUUCUCCCGCCACGAGAUUGUCUCGCUGAGCAAACGGGCAAAGGAGGUCCAUAAGAAAUGCCCCCUCCACAAGGAAUUGUACAUCAUGUUCUCUACGGAGAAAAAAUCCAUGCUUUGCAUUAACUGUUUUCGAGAUAUGCCUGUGGAGAGCCGAGCUCACUGCAUCGAUAUCGAGACGGCCUACAUGCGAGGUUGUGAGAAGCUGGACCAGGCUGUGAUGGCGGUGAAGGAGCUGCAGACGUCCACCCGCGAGGCCAUCGUCCUCCUCAAAGCCAUGAUUGAAGAGGUCCGGAACAGCGCAGACGAGGAGUUAUCGGCCAUCAAUGCCCUCUUCAGCAGCAUGCAGGAGAAACUGGCCGAGAGGAAGAAGACUCUCCUAAAAGCUGUGCAGAGCCAGUACGAAGAAAAGGAAAAAGCUUUUAAGGAGCAGCUGGCACACCUGGCUUCUCUGCUGCCAACCCUCCAGGUGCACCUGGUGACCUGUUCUGCGUUUCUCAGUUCGGCCAACAAAGCCGAAUUCCUGGAUUUGGGCUACCAACUCAUGGAGCGCCUGCAAAGGAUUGUCAAACAACCCCAUCGGUUGAGACCGUCCCAAACUAGCAAGAUCAACAGCGAAUACCGGGCUGAGUUUGCCCACUGCCUGGAGCCUCUACUGCCCUUGUCCCCACGCCGGUCUGUGGUGGGCACCGCAGGAGCCAUUGGACCUGGCCUGAGCAACAGCAACAUGAUGUCUGGGGGUCCUGGCUCCAAGACCCUCUUAGUAGCCGGCUGUUCGGCGUCCCAUGAAAAGAUGCCCCUGGCUGGAUCGCCGGUAAGGAAGGCCACGAUGCACCGAUACAUCAGCACCAAAGUCCUUUUAGCCGAAGGGAGAGAGUCGCCCUUCACCGACCACUGUCGGGACUACGAGAACAUGUAUCGGGCGCUACAGACCGAGAUCCAGAGCUUGAAAGACCAAGUGCAGGAGCUCCACCGCGACCUCACCAAACACCACUCCCUCAUCAAGACGGAGAACAUGGGGGAAAUCCUGCAGAAAUCCCUCCAGAUGGACGUCCAGAUCGCGUCCGAAUUCUCCUCCGUGGAAAUGAGACGGACCGAGUUUGAAGAGACCUGGGAGGAAACCUACCAGCGGGUGGCCAACGAGCAAGAGAUUUACGAAGCCCAGCUCCAUGACCUGCUGCAGCUGAGACAGGAGAACAGCUACCUGACGGCCAUCACCAAGCAGAUCGCCCCCUAUGUCCGCUCCAUCGCCAGGGUCAAGCAGCGGCUGGAGCCCAGGUUCCAGGAGUGGAAAGAGAAACCAGAUCAGCUGGAGAGCCUGCUCAAAAUCUACGAAGACGGACCCCUCCCAGCCGAGGCUCCACCCAGUAGCACCGGCAGAGAGUGGGCACCUAAGCCAGAAGCACAGAUGCUCGGCCCGUCCGCCAUGGACCCGCAGCCGAAAAGCACCGAGGGCUUCAAAAACAAGUUGAAAACCAGGGCCGAGACCCUCUCGGAGCCCACCGGAGCCCCUGCAAGUCUAACCAAGGAAGGAGACCUGGAGACGCAGCUUCUUUUGCGUUGAGGGUGCAAAAUUUUCCUUUUGGAGGAAAUAUAUAUAUAUAUAUAUAUCUA